CUUAUAUUUAUAUAUUCCCCACUUACGCCCAUCAAUCCAUCCAUCCAAUAUUCGUUAUUACUAUUAUUGUUAUAUCUCCUUUGUAUCUUCCAAAAAUCAAAUCAAUUUCUCAAAUUCCUAUCAAAUUCAACUAUGUCUCAGACUGUUGUUCUUAAGGUUGCUAUGUCGUGUGGUGGCUGUUCUGGGGCCGUGAAGAGGGUUCUUGGCAAAAUGGAAGGAGUGGAAAGUUUUGAUAUUGAUAUGGAGCAACAGAAAGUGACUGUGAAGGGUAACGUUCAGCCAAAUGCUGUUCUGGAGACUGUUUCCAAGACUGGAAAGAAAACUGAGUUCUGGCCAACUGAAGGAGCUUCAGCUACUGCUUGAUUAUGUGAACUAAAGGUUUAUGGAUCUCAGUAUUAAGUUCUAUAGAUUGUUGUCUCUUUUUUUUUGUGUGUGUUUUUGUUAUUCUGUAAAUCUAAAUCCGUUCUAUAUGAAUGUAACAUUUGGUAAUUUGCAAUUGAAUAAAUGCAAAACAUAAUUAUUGUCUUGGGAA
Molecule: messenger RNA, 532 nt
Organism: Erigeron canadensis
Lineage: Eukaryota; Viridiplantae; Streptophyta; Magnoliopsida; Asterales; Asteraceae
Product: copper transport protein ATX1
Exons: 3
Coding region: 133-363 (76 amino acids)
Molecular function (GO): metal ion binding
Source: RefSeq, a predicted model, not a curated record